AUAUACAGCAGUCAUCAUAGAAUUUUCAGCAUCUGCAGAGUUCGCUUUCGCUGUAUUUUAGUAUUUAAUGGAAAGUAAAAAGAAAAAAAAGGUAAAAAGAAAAAAAAAGAAGUAUGUGCGCGUGUGUGUAAAAAUUGUAGAAGCUGCUGCUGCUCUGAAGACCAAUGAUAACCAUUAACAGUGAUGAAGGCAUACAUGAAGAUAUUAUUCAAUGCGAACAGGUUAUUCGAUCUGGCCCACCUAUAACCAACUUGCACGAAGGUACAUGUUCACGUACUGAACUGAUAACAAACAUUACUUCUUUUUCGGAAAGCUGCAUUCCUUUUAAAUCAUUAUAUGUUGAAAGUUCAGCAUAAACGAGUACAAAGUCAGUCAAUGAUUGUUUCCUUCUCUCGCCCUGCCUUUCACAAUAACAUACCAAGAGAACGAAAAAGUCAGAUAUCGAGAAAGUAAGUAAAAAUAAUAGAAACUGAGAGAGAUAGUGGGAGUAAAAGGGAAGUAGAUGGCGUUGGCAGCAGUAUCAUCAUCGAGCACCAUUGCUGUGGAGGAGCAGACAUAGGAAGUGAGCAUGUGCUAUUGGCUGACGACACGAACUGCUGUAGACAUUACCAGUCAGAUUUCGCAGUUGAUCUCCAGUUCACUUGCAAGGUACACGUAGGCAAUCAGUCUUUGUGAUUAGCAAAUUUUUUUUUAAACUUGAAUUUUGAAUUUUCAGUGUGGAACCAUUUUUGCGCUGUCGACUACUUUAUCCUUCAACAAAACAUUAAGGACAUAUUGAAGCCUUUUGAAUUACGUUAACUGUUUCCAACGCGGAGCACUUAAAAACGUUUAAAAAAAAAGAAAGAAGGAAAUUGCACACAUUACUGGCUUCACUUAUUUCUUAACGACAGAUUUUUUCCGAAUAUUAUUCAUUUAAAAUCGAUAAUUAAUUUACGGAGACAAUGACACAAUUUUUGCCACCGAAUCUGUUGGCUUUGUUUGCGGCCAGAGAUCCUAUUCCUUAUUAUCCUCCAGUUGACAAACUAAGUCACGAAAAAAAGAGAGUGCCAUAUACAGGAGUAGCACAAUAUUUCAAGGAAUUCGAGGAUCCUAAAGACACACCUCCACCAACUAGGAUUGAAACGAAAGAAGAAAGAAAAGAAAGGAAGCGCAAAGAGAGAGUAGAACAGAUUGCUUAUAAACUUGAACAGGAUUUAGCACUGUGGGAUCCGCACAACAUUCCAGACAGUACAUCUGAUCCUUACAAAACUUUAUUUGUUGCCAGAAUUAAUUAUGACACAAGUGAGUCAAAACUACGACGAGAGUUUGAAGUGUUUGGUCCUAUACGAAGGGUAAGUGUUAUUAAAUCUCAAUUAUAUAUUUGGAUUUUUUAAUUUUGACAUUACUUUGUGCAUUUGUAGGACUUUUAUACAUUCUACUUUGGGUUGGGUUUUGG
Molecule: messenger RNA, 1435 nt
Organism: Octopus bimaculoides (California two-spot octopus)
Lineage: Eukaryota; Metazoa; Mollusca; Cephalopoda; Octopoda; Octopodidae
Product: U1 small nuclear ribonucleoprotein 70 kDa
Source: RefSeq, a predicted model, not a curated record